Molecule: messenger RNA, 2697 nt
Organism: Papaver somniferum (opium poppy)
Lineage: Eukaryota; Viridiplantae; Streptophyta; Magnoliopsida; Ranunculales; Papaveraceae
Exons: 16
Coding region: 148-2571 (807 amino acids)
Source: RefSeq, a predicted model, not a curated record
AGAACCUAGACUACAUAUCUUCGUCGCUGACUCUUAUUUCUCGAAAAUCUAGACCUCCUUAUUCCCCCAUGGCGAAUUCGCCCAAAAUCUAGGGUUUCAACACACCAAGAAGGAGAGUGGGCUUGACCAAACUUCAUCUAAGAUCAAAUGAAUUCUUCCAAUUUUAAAUUCUGUUGUCUAUUAAUUUUAGGCUUGUUUGUGUUAAAAUCUGAAUCAGUACAUCAACCUUUUAGAAGAGAUCCAGGUCAUCCACAAUGGCAUCAUGGUGCGUUUCAUGAUAUUAAAGAAAGUGUUCGAUCAGAUGUUCGUCGUAUGCUUCAUACUCGAGCUGAGGUUCCAUUCCAGGUCCCACUUGAAGUGAAUGUAGUUCUUGUUGGUUUUAGUGGAGAUGGAGGGUAUAGGUAUAAGUUAGAUACUCAUAACUUGGAAGCGUUUUUGAAAUUGAGUUUCCCGACUCAUAGACCAGCGUGCUUGGAGACGGGAGAACCACUUGAUAUCGAACAUCAUCUUUCAUACAAUGUGUUUCCAGUCGGACAACAAGAGCUGAUAGCACUUGAGAAGGCAGUUAAGGGGGCUAUGGUUCCUGCCGGUACUGCUAGAGAGAAUGAAUUUGGGAGGGAGGUUCCUUUCUUUGAAGUAGACGCAAAGGCUGUGGAGCCUGUUUUUGAGCACCUAUACUCCUACAUCUUUGACAUGGAUGGUAGAAGUGGAGAAUCUACAGAAGAGAUGGAUAGACCUGUUCCUAGUGCAAUCUUUGUUGUUAAUUUUGAUAAGGUCAGAAUGGAUCCAAGGAACAAGGAAUUUGAUCUCGAUAGUUUGAUGUAUGGGACCAUACCUGAGCUUACAGAGGAAGAAAUGAAAAAACAGGAAGCAGAAUACAUUUAUCGUUAUCGCUACAAUGGUGGAGGGGCAUCUCAAGUUUGGUUAGGGUCUGGCAGAUUUGUUGUUGCCGACCUCUCUGCUGGUCCUUGCACAUAUGGAAAGAUAGAAACUGAAGAGGGAAGUGUUAGUUAUAGAACACUCCCUCGGUUAUCUAAUUUAUUGUUUCCAAAAGGUUCAAUGGCUGCUAGUGUUUCAUCUACUCAUAAUAUCUUCAUGGGUCAGCUUGGAGCUUUGAUUUCGACUACCAUUCAACAUGUUAUAGCUCCCGAUGUUAGAUUUGAAACUGUUGACUUGGCUAAGAGAUUGCUCGUACCUAUCAUUGUUCUCCGUAAUCAUAAUCGGUACAACAUUAUGGAUGGAGGGCAUAACUACAGUAUAGAUGUCCAAGCAAUUGAAGCAGAGGUGAAGAAAAUGGUACAUACUCACCAAGAAGUAGUUAUAAUUGGAGGUUCACAUGCUCUACAUCGCCAUGAAAAGCUAUCUAUUGCUGUUUCUAAAGCUAUGCGAGGUCAUUCUCUACAAGAAACCAAGCCGGAUGGACGUUUUCAUGUCCAUACCAAGACAUAUUUGGAUGGUCCGAUACUUAAAGAAGAAAUGGAACGUUCUGGUGAUGUGCUUGCUGCAGGUUUACUUGAAGUUUCCGAUCCUUCACUAUCAAGUAAAUUUUUCCUCCGCCAGAACUGGAUGGAAAAUUCCGAUGGCGCAAGUGAUUCCGUCAUAAAGCACCGACCUAUUUGGGAAACAUACAGCCCUAAACGUGGCAAUAUAAAGAAGGACAAACAAAAGAAACUAGGAGAUCUGUACAGAACUUACGGUACCAGAGUAAUUCCUGUCUUUGUACUGUCACUGGCGGAUGUUGAUGAGAACCUUCUAAUGGAAGACGAGAGUCUUGUAUGGACAAGUAAGGAUGUUGUAAUUGUUCUUCAGCAUCAAACUGAAAAGAUACCUCUGAGUUAUGUUUCAGAGACAGAAAGAAGGUAUGCCUAUCCAUCACAAGCCCAACGCCACAUUAUAGCUGGCCUAGCUUCUGCAGUGGGAGGGUUAAGCGCACCGUACGAGAAGGCCUCACAUGUCCAUGAAAGGCCCAUGGUCAAUUGGCUCUGGGCGGCUGGGUGUCAUCCAUUUGGACCAUUCUCUAAUACUUCUGAAGUCAGUCAAAUGCUUCAGGAUGUUGCUCUGAGGAGCAAUAUAUAUUCGCGGGUUGAUGCUGCACUUCACAAAAUUCGUGAUACUUCAGAGACUGUCCAAAGUUUUGCUGCUGAGUAUCUGAAAACACCUCUUGGUGAGCCAGUCAAAGGUAAAAAGAACAAGACAAUCACUGAGCUGUGGGUGGAAAAGUUUUACAAGAAGACGACCCACUUACCAGAACCAUUCCCACAUGAGUUAGUUGAAAGAUUAGAGAAAUAUUUGGAUAGUCUUGAAGAACAGCUUGUAGAUCUUUCGUCCUUGUUAUAUGAUCAUCGGCUAGAGGAGGCACACUUGAACAGUUCAGAAAUCUUCCAGAGUACCAUGUUUACCCAAAACUAUGUGGAUCAUAUCUUGGCUGCUGAAAGGGAGAAGAUGAGGUGUUGCGAGAUCCAGUACAAUUUCCCAGUUCAAUCGUCUCAAGCAUUUAUCUAUGGGGGAAUACUCAUUGCCGGAUUCUUUGUAUAUUUUGUUGUUAUUUUCUUUUCUAAUCCUGUUAGAUGACCAGAUUCAUUCGAAUUGUGAUUAGAAAGAAUUUUGCUAACAUGUUGAAGUAUACCAUACUGUGUAAUAGGAGUUGAAUUUUAAUUGAAUUGAAUUAGAUGAAAAUCAGAUGUCUUAUUGUCAGUU